AUGGCCGCCGCCGCCGCAGCCCCCGCCCCUGGCUUCCCCUCCCUUUACUCAAAUUAUAUUCACCCCGGCAUUUCCCCCUUUGCUUUGAUCUCUUACUUCCCUCGUCCUCCGCCUCAAUCAUGGCCGCCGCCGCCGCAGCCCCCUGGCUCUCCCUCUCUUUACUCACGCUUCCCUCAGUUCUCCUCCUCAUCCCGCCACCGUCAACUCUCGAUCUCAUGCACCGCGGUCAUUUCCUCCCCUAUUCCCUCAUCCCUUGUUGCCAACGAUCGUGGUGUUUAUAAUUUCGCUGCCGGCCCCGCCACCCUCCCUGAAUCCGUCAUACUCAAAGCCCAAUCGGAGCUCUAUAACUAUCGCGGCUCCGGCAUGAGUAUCAUGGAGAUGAGCCACCGCGGCAAGGAAUUCGACGCUGUCAUCAAGAAAGCCGAAUCCGAUCUCCGCCGCCUCCUUUCAAUCUCGGAUGAAUUCGCUGUCCUCUUCCUCCAAGGUGGCGCCACCACCCAGUUUUCUGCCGUUCCUCUUAAUCUCUGCAAGCCUGAUGAUCCCGCCGACUACAUCAUCACCGGAUCUUGGAGCGAUAAGGCUUAUAAAGAAGCUCAAAAGUUCUGCAAACCGAGCAUUGUUUGGUCCGGGAAAUCCGAAAAGUAUACGAAAAUCCCGUCGUUUGAUGAGAUCGGGCAAAACCCAGAUGCUAAAUAUCUCCAUAUCUGCGGGAAUGAAACAAUUCAUGGAGUUGAGUACAAGGAUUACCCCGAACCCAAGAACAUGAACUCGAUUUUGGUCGCCGACAUGUCAUCAAAUUUUUGCUCGAAGCCUGUGGAUGUUUCAAAGUUUGGCUUGAUCUAUGCUGGGGCGCAGAAGAACGUCGGUCCUUCAGGCGUUACUAUUGUCAUUGUUCGGAGAGAUCUUCUUGGAGAUGCGCAGCCAAUCACCCCUGUGAUGCUUGAUUACAAGAUCCACGCUGAUAAUGCUUCGCUCUACAACACCCCGCCAUGUUUUGCUGUUUAUAUUUGCGCUCUGGUGUUUGAGGACCUACUUGAUCAAGGUGGACUUCAAGCUGUGGAGGAGAAGAAUAUUAAAAAGGCAAGCAUUCUCUAUGAUACCAUUGAUGGGAGCGGUGGAUUUUAUGUCUGCCCUGUUGAGAAAUCAGUGAAGUCGUUGAUGAAUGUGCCAUUCACUUUGCCAAACUCAGACCUUGAGAAGAAGUUCAUUGCGGAGGCUGCAGAGGAGGGAAUGAUUCAGCUCAAGGGACAUCGAUCGGUGGGUGGAGUUCGGGCAUCGAUAUACAAUGCGAUGCCGCUUGCUGGUGUGGAGAAGCUGGUUGCUUUCAUGAAGGAUUUCCAGGCCAGACAUACUUGAGCGAAGUAGUGUUUCGGGAUUUCAAUUUCCUGGGUUUUUUUUUUCCCUUUUGGGUAUUCUCUUAAUAUUGAAAGGUUCUAUCUGUUAUUUGCUUUCUUCAAUUUGUUUACAUGCAUGCCAAUCUCUAUAUCUGUUGUCUUUCUUUAUGAUCCUUACUUCAAGUUUAAUCUUUCUGUUUUAACUGCGCUGCAGUUAUUGAAUUUAAGAUGAUAUGUAUUUUAUUUGCUUCCUGCCAA
Molecule: messenger RNA, 1592 nt
Organism: Phalaenopsis equestris
Lineage: Eukaryota; Viridiplantae; Streptophyta; Magnoliopsida; Asparagales; Orchidaceae
Product: phosphoserine aminotransferase 2, chloroplastic-like
Exons: 2
Coding region: 1-1356 (451 amino acids)
Biological process (GO): L-serine biosynthetic process
Cellular component (GO): cytoplasm; chloroplast stroma
Molecular function (GO): O-phospho-L-serine:2-oxoglutarate transaminase activity; pyridoxal phosphate binding
Source: RefSeq, a predicted model, not a curated record